Molecule: messenger RNA, 794 nt
Organism: Frankliniella occidentalis (western flower thrips)
Lineage: Eukaryota; Metazoa; Arthropoda; Insecta; Thysanoptera; Thripidae
Product: endocuticle structural glycoprotein SgAbd-1-like
Exons: 3
Coding region: 143-745 (200 amino acids)
Cellular component (GO): chitin-based extracellular matrix
Molecular function (GO): structural constituent of chitin-based larval cuticle
Source: RefSeq, a predicted model, not a curated record
AUCUGUUCGUCCGCAUGUAGGUUAAACGGUGCGACACACUCCAAAACAAUGUUAUUGGCAGCGGAACGCAACCGUAUAAAUACGAGUGAAAAGGAAAGUCCAUUAUCAUUCUCUCGCCGAUCAGCAAAGAGCAACCAUCACCAUGAAGGUCCUGAUCGUCCUCGCCCUGGUCGCCGCGGCCUCCGCCGCUCCCCAGUUCUUCUCCAAGGAGGUGAGGAAGAUGGUCGUCCCCGGCGGCGCCUGGGAGCACCACGAGGAGCACCGUGAGAUCCCCCAGGCCCGCAUGUUGGUCCAGGGCAAGUCCCACGGCGCGGUCCUGACUAAGGAGGGUGGCGCCCAGACCCUGGAGGAGUCCUUCGACAUGAACGAGCCCGGCCGCUACCUGUACCACUUCAAGACCAACAACGGCAUCGCCAAGAUGGAGCAGGCCGCCCUGGAGAAGGACGCCGGCAAGGUGCAGGGCGCCUACGAGUGGACCAGCCCCGAGGGCCAGAACUUCAAGCUGGAGUACGUCGCCGACGAGCUCGGCUUUCACCCCGUGGCUGCUCACCUGCCCGUCGCCCCCGCCGCCCCCGAGAUUCCCGCCGCCAUCCAGCGCUCUCUGGAGUGGAACGCCGCCCACCCCGAGGAGGACGAGUCUCAGAUGUACGAGCAGUCCCAGUCCCAGAUGUACGCCCAGCCCCAGUCCCAGAUGUACGCCCAGCCCCAGUCCCAGAUGUACAUCAGCAAGAAGAUCAUGUACUGAGCUGGUACUUCUAUACUCUUUUGUGAAUAAAACUUAAUUUAUUUCAUAA